Molecule: messenger RNA, 1182 nt
Organism: Fraxinus pennsylvanica
Lineage: Eukaryota; Viridiplantae; Streptophyta; Magnoliopsida; Lamiales; Oleaceae
Source: the annotation of a GenBank genome assembly
AUGCGCCGCCUCAAAACCUCCGUCCAGUUUCUCAAAUACUUUUCCACUCAAGCCCGCCUCCAGGAUGCGGGUCCCAUGGCCUGCCUUUUGAAAACCCGGUCCGUAAUCCGAUUCAAAGGACCCGACACCAUUAGGUUCCUCCAGGGGCUGGUAAGCAACGAUGUGCGGAGGCUUGAGGACCCGGAACCUGCGGGUGAGAAUAGCGCUACACCCAACAUGCCCGUGGUCGUAGUUCCGCCUCUGUACGCAGCAUUGUUGACUCCUCAGGGAAGGUUUUUGUAUGAUUUUUUUCUGUAUAGACCGCCCCGGCCUGAUGAGAAGCUCGAUAGGAUUGGGUCUGGACCCGGACCCGACCCCGGUGAGCUGGAGAUUUACGCCGAUGUUGAUCGGUCUGUGCUCGAUGAGGUCUUGAUGACCUUAAAGAAAUAUCGUUUAAGGUCCAAGGUUGAUAUUGAAAACAUGGCAGAAAAGUACUCUUGCUGGCAAAGGUUUGGUGGGAAAAUUGCAGAAAAGUCGUCUUCUCCAGAAACAUUGGGAGGUAAUUCAGUUGGCUGGGGUGGUACUGUUGAUCCUUCUGGUGUAUCAGCUUCAAGAGGACAUAGUUCUGGUUGGCAUUGGAACAAGGAUCCAAGAUUGGAUUGCCUUGGAGAUAGAAGCAUCUUUCCUUCCAGCACGACACCACCUCUAGUUGAGGCGGAUGAAGAAACUGAUGAAGAAAAUUUUCUUUUGUGGAGAUUGGAGAAAGGAGUUGCUGAAGGCUCAACAGAGAUCCCAAAAGGUGAGGCAAUUCCACUGGAAUACAAUCUUGCUGGUUUAAACGCAAUAAGCUUCGAUAAAGGAUGCUAUGUGGGCCAAGAGCUCAUUGCUCGUACUCAUCACCGUGGUGUUAUCAGAAAGCGUUUGGUUCCUUUGAAAUUUCUGGAUGACAGUGGAAAAGAGGUGGAGCAACAAGUUGCUUCAGGUUCAGAAAUAAUUGACAAGACAUCUGGGAAAAAGGUUGGGACAGUCACGACUGCACUUGGAUAUUGUGGUCUGGGACUCCUGCGCUUGGACGAAGCUUUCAAAGACACGAGCACCUUGACCAUAAAAGGACAGGAAGACAUUAGUGUCGAGAGCAUUAGACCAGAAUGGUGGCCAGCUGGGUGGUUUCUAGAUCAUCAACAAGUUCGUGAAGCUGCAUAG